AUGGACUCGGUUUGGACCACCACGGUUCUCCUGGUGCCAUGUGCAGUCGUGCUCACAGCUGGAUUUUUCUACCUCUAUAGCUUCAUUACAGGUCUGCUGUCCAAAACGUCAGUUCGCAAUAAAGUGGUGGUUAUAACCAACGCUUUAUCCGGGCUUGGAAAAGAAUGUGCAGGUGUGUUUCACAAAGGAGGAGCGAGGCUGAUCCUCUGUGGGAAGAGUUGGGAGAAUCUUGAAGAACUGGCCGAUGAUUUGGCGAACGCCUCAGACCCAACUUUGACGUUUCCUGCUAAACUGGUGCUGCUGGACUUUGGAGACAUGGACAGCAUGCCCGAGGUUAUCUCUGAGAUCCUGGAGUGUUACGGCUGCCUGGACAUCCUCAUCUUCAACAGCAGCAUGAAGGUCAAAGCUCCGGCACAGAGUGUGUCUCUGGAGAUGGACAGGUUACUGAUGGACAACAACUACUUUGGACCGGCCACGCUGGCCAAAGGUUUGCUGCCCUCAAUGAUCUCAAGGAGAACCGGUCACCUGCUCCUCGUCAACAGCAUCCAGGGGAAAAUAGCUGUGCCUUUUCGCACCGCAUACGCAGCGUCUAAACACGCGGUCCUGGCCUUCUUUGACUGCCUGAGAGCUGAAGUGGAAGAGUUCGGCAUCUCCAUCAGCACCAUCAACCACACCUUCAUCAGCCGCUCCUCCUCUUCCGACAUCACAGAGGCCUCCAAAUCCAUCUGGUCAUUGUUGUACACCAAGAAACCUCUCGGUGUUUCUCCGGAUGAGGCGACGACUGAGAUCGUGAAGACUUUGAGCAACAAGAGGAGGGAGGUGAUGAUCGCUCCCUCGCUGCCGAAGGUGGCGCUCUACACCAGGUCCUUCUUCCCCAACAUAUUCUUCGCUGUCAUGGCUGCAGGAGUGAAGAGCGCAGCAGCCGAAGAAAACAUGUAG
This is a messenger RNA of Anoplopoma fimbria (sablefish), 939 nucleotides long. RefSeq names its product dehydrogenase/reductase SDR family member 7C-B-like. Bases 1 to 939 code for a protein of 312 amino acids. Gene Ontology annotation, biological process: regulation of release of sequestered calcium ion into cytosol by sarcoplasmic reticulum. Gene Ontology annotation, cellular component: sarcoplasmic reticulum membrane. Lineage: Eukaryota; Metazoa; Chordata; Actinopteri; Perciformes; Anoplopomatidae. The record is from RefSeq and is a predicted model, not a curated record. Gene Ontology annotation, molecular function: all-trans-retinol dehydrogenase (NAD+) activity. The transcript has 6 exons.